Paramecium tetraurelia is the source of this 774-nucleotide messenger RNA. RefSeq lists its product as uncharacterized. Lineage: Eukaryota; Ciliophora; Oligohymenophorea; Peniculida; Parameciidae. The transcript has a single exon. The record is from RefSeq and is a predicted model, not a curated record.
AUGAAUCCACAAAUUCUUAGAAGUAGACUCAAAUAAAAGUAAACGAUAUUUAAUAAUAAUGAGCAUUCAAUUGAAUUACUAAAAAAAAAAUUAAUAAAUCGUUAAUUUCCGAAUGAUUCAUCUCUUCCAAAUCAAAAUUAAUUAGUUUACUAAUUAUUUCAACUUCAAUAAAAAGUACGAAACUCUGAGAAGUAAUUCGUCAAAAAAGAGUUGUAUUUAUAGGAGGAAAUAUUAAAGGCACAAAAGAAUUUUGAAAAAACUAUGAAUUUAAUGAAAUUCAAAUAUUAGAUGUAAAUAGAAGAUCUAAAUUCUGAAUUGAAAAUAAAGGAUGAAGAAAUAUGCAGUCUCAAUUUAUAAUUAUAAUAAAACAAUUUGAAUAAGUUAGGCAAAAGAUAGUUUUCAUCCUAAGAAUAACAGAGAAAUUACAUAAUUAAUGAAUACCCAAAUUCGAUAAGUUCUAGAAAACAUGGGUAAUUAAAAAUGCCAACAAGAUCUCAGAAUUCAAGUAGAAAAGAGAGUGCAAAUAAAUAUUAGAAAGAACUAUGUAGGAUUAGAAUAUAGACCUCAGAAUUCGCUUAAAAAGUAGAAAGUGAGAAAAGUUAAAUUCUAUCUGAUAUUGCUAUAUUAAAAAGUUAGAAACAAAUUCUUAAAAGUUACUUGAACUUACAUAGCGAUCGAACCUAAUAUAAUUCUCCAAUAAAAUCUAUCAAUACUGAGAUAAAUAGACAGAACAGCUCUUCCUUUGGAGUUAAAGAAUACUUCUCUCGAAAGUGA